GGUCGAAAUUGGAUACAACACAAAUUUAAGGGGUCUUUUUGUAACUUGCUAAAAUAAUUACAUAUGAGAAACAUGUAAUUGGGUCACUUGUCUUCUCCAAUCGAAUCUCACGCACUUUCUCUCUCACCUGAAAAAAAUGGCGAUGUGGGUAUUCGGGUACGGAUCUCUAAUUUGGAAAACGGGUUUUCCUUUCGACGAUCGCCUUCCUGGUUUCAUCAAAAACUAUCGCCGUGUUUUUCACCAAGGUAGUACUGAUCAUAGAGGAACUCCUGAAUUUCCGGGAAGAACAGUGACAUUAGAGCCUGCAGAUGGAGAAAUCUGUUGGGGAGUUGCUUACAAGAUAACCAAAGAGGAAGACAAAAGAGAUGCUUUAACACAUUUAGAAGUGAGGGAGAAGCAAUAUGAUCAGAAAGAGUAUCUUGAUUUCUUCACAGACAUUAAUGAUUCAGAACCGGCUGUAUCAGGAGUAAUGGUGUACAUAGCUUCACCUGACAAGAAGAGCAACAAGAAUUACUUAGGACCAGCUCCUCUUGAAGACAUCGCUAAACAGAUAGAUAAAGCGGAAGGACCUUCAGGGCCAAACAGAGACUAUCUGUUCCACCUUGAAACGGCUCUCGUUCAACUCGGGUUUAAAGAUAAACAUGUCACAGAUCUUGCUACACAAGUUAGGCUCAUUCUAGCAGAGACACAGGAAGAUGACACUAUUGACGUCUAGAUUUGCAAUUUCUUUUUCAAUUGAUCCUAAUUCCGAAAAGAAUAAAAAAUCCUAUUGAUAAGAGAUGCUAAUUCAAUGUGUUAUCACUAUUAAUCAAACUAUAUUAUUUUUUCUUACUUUUGAUCAUAUCAAGGGAUGCGUAUAAAUAAAGGUUUAUUCAGUGAUUCAGAAUAUGAUUCCUCUAUGAUGUUGUAGAAUCUGUGAAUCUUACUCUAUUCACUGUAAUUAUA
Molecule: messenger RNA, 945 nt
Organism: Thlaspi arvense
Lineage: Eukaryota; Viridiplantae; Streptophyta; Magnoliopsida; Brassicales; Brassicaceae
Source: the annotation of a GenBank genome assembly